AUGGCCUCCACUGCGAAUGCCAGCGUGGAUGGCUCGUGCCCCGCGAUGCGGGACGCCGCUGAUGAGGCGCUGUGGGCAAAGCUGGAUGAGGUGCAGAAGCUGCUCGCGAAUAGGUCGGACGCGAAGGAACUCUUCACCAAGUACACGGUGCUCCGCUCCGUGGUGGGCGAGGUGAAGCCCGUCUUCGCCGACUCGGUGCGCACACGGGUGAAGGUGUUCUGCGAGGAGCCGUCCUUUGCCGCCCCAGAAGAGUGCGACGACUUCGAGCCGGUCUCGCUGCACGUUGUGGCUUACUUAAACUACAAGCUCUUUAUGGAGGAGAUGAAGGAGCUGAUGGUGCAGGCGCGGCUGUUGAAGAGUAUCGGGAUGGAGGGGUCAGGGCUGCGGUUCCAGCGCCGCGAGCAAAACAUCGUUGCGCCGGGCAACGAGCCGCGCACUGGAAGCAGCAGCAAGCCAUCUGCCCAGGUGUCAAUGCACAAGCCGAGCUACCGCCCUGCGACCCUCAUCCCCGUUGGCACGCUGCGGCUGCGUCGGGUCUCGAAGGCGUCGGGGGCAGGAAAGCUUACGGAGGUGGUUGCCAAGAUCGAGCGCGUGUGCGUUGUCAAGAGCGCUCGCUGCUUCGACGUCGGUCGGACUUUGAUGAGAGCCGCCGAGAAGAUCGCCCGGGACGCUUUCCACGUCCGCUGGGCCCUUACAUACGCGCAGCUGAGCUCCAAGGAUUUUUACACCAAGGCCGGCUACACACCGAAGGACGGGCGUGCGUGCAUGGACUUACAUAUGCCGCAUGUUGUGAUGGUCAAGUGCUUGGUGGAUGCCUCGAUGUGA
This is a messenger RNA of Leishmania major strain Friedlin, 825 nucleotides long. RefSeq names its product actyltransferase-like protein. The transcript has a single exon. Bases 1 to 825 code for a protein of 274 amino acids. The record is from RefSeq and is a predicted model, not a curated record. Lineage: Eukaryota; Euglenozoa; Kinetoplastea; Trypanosomatida; Trypanosomatidae. Gene Ontology annotation, molecular function: acyltransferase activity, transferring groups other than amino-acyl groups.